CGGUGACGAAGACAAAGAAGACCGUUUUUUGAUUCAAUCUCAUCAAAAAUGGGUUUUCUUCAAUCUCUGUUCAGAUCUCGGAGCCUCAAUAUUUUGAUUCUCGCUCUGUUUUUCAGCAGUAAUAGUUUCCUUCUCGUCCAAUCACAAGACCCACCUUUCAUCCCACAAUCUCCUCCGCCUCCACCGCCACCACCACCGCCUCCUCCUCCUCCUCCACCACCACCACCACCACCGCCGCCUCCACCUGUCAAUGUGAGCGUCGAUACAGGCAUUGCUCCACCACCUCCUCCAGUCACGGAUAUGAUUAAGCCUCUGUCUUCUCCGCCACCACCUCAACCACCACCGAGGUCACAACCCCCUCCACCCCCUUCCCAAAAGAACCUGCCACGGCGGCUUCCUCCUCCUCCUCGGCCUCCGGAGAAAUCGAAAAGCGGUGGUUUAAACAAAGGGAAGACGGUGGGACUAGUCUUUGUUGGGUUGAUAGCAAUGUUGCAGGUCCUCGUUGUUGUCUUCUUGGUUUUCAAGAGAAAGCAGCUUUUCAGCUUGAAAGACACUAAUUGAGAUUCUAACCGUUUCUGGAUUGACACUAAUUACUUUUGUUCUGUUGAGGCCAUUUAUUAGAGUGAAGAUUAGAGAUGAGAGUGUAUUAGAGGAGGACAGAAAUUGCAAGUUUUAAACUGUCAUGUAAAAUUGUUUCAUGUGUUUGUUCUUUCCAAGAUUAAUCUGAUUCACCAAAUGGUUUGGUUUGCACUAGUUAGUAUCUUCGUCGGUUAUGGUCCUUUAAAAGACUCGACACUUUCUGCAAUCUUUGGAUGUGAUGUUCCAAGGUGCAGCUUUUAUGAAAUAAAUGAUGAUGCUGAUG
This is a messenger RNA of Arabidopsis arenosa, 862 nucleotides long. NCBI's taxonomy places the organism in Eukaryota, Viridiplantae, Streptophyta, Magnoliopsida, Brassicales, Brassicaceae. The record is from the annotation of a GenBank genome assembly.